UAGUCCUGGCGGAGGGGGCGUGGGCGGGUCUGAAGGAAGUGGGCGGGAGAAGCGCAGGAGUCUCGUAGCCCGCAGCUUUGGUGAGCUGAGCAGGUUUGAUCCCCAGCUCGGGCUGGUCCGGUAUGAUCAAUGGCAUCGGUCAAGGUGGCCGUAAGGGUCCGGCCCAUGAAUCGCAGGGAAAAGGACUUGGAAGCCAAAUUCAUUAUUCAAAUGGAGAAAAGCAAAACAGUAAUCACAAACUUAAAGAUACCAGAAGGAGGGACUGGGGACUCCGGAAGAGAACGCACCAAGACCUUCACUUAUGACUUUUCUUUUUAUUCUGCUGAUACAAAAAGUCCAGAUUAUGUUUCACAAGAAAUGGUUUUCAAAACCCUUGGGACAGAUGUUGUGAAGUCUGCAUUUGAAGGUUAUAACGCUUGUGUCUUUGCAUAUGGACAGACUGGAUCGGGAAAGUCAUACACUAUGAUGGGAAAUUCUGGUGAUUCUGGUUUAAUACCUCGGAUAUGUGAAGGGCUCUUUAGUCGGAUAAAUGAAACCACCAGAUGGGAUGAAGCAUCUUUUCGAACUGAAGUCAGCUACUUAGAAAUUUAUAAUGAACGUGUGAGAGAUCUACUUAGGCGGAAGUCAUCCAAAACCUUCAAUUUAAGAGUCCGUGAGCAUCCAAAAGAAGGACCGUAUGUUGAGGACUUGUCCAAACAUUUAGUACAGAAUUACAGUGAUGUAGAAGAACUUAUGGAUGCAGGAAACAUCAACCGUACCACUGCAGCGACUGGGAUGAACGACGUCAGUAGUAGGUCUCAUGCCAUCUUCACCAUCAAGUUCACUCAGGCAAAAUUUGAUUCUGAAAUGCCAUGUGAAACCGUGAGUAAGAUCCACUUAGUCGAUCUUGCUGGAAGUGAGCGUGCCGAUGCCACUGGUGCCACCGGGGUUAGACUAAAGGAAGGGGGCAAUAUUAACAAAUCCCUCGUGACUCUGGGAAAUGUCAUUUCUGCCUUAGCUGAUUUAUCUCAGGAUGCAGCGAACCCUUUUGUAAAGAAGAAGCAAGUUUUUGUGCCUUACAGGGAUUCUGUUUUGACUUGGUUGUUGAAAGAUAGCCUUGGAGGAAACUCUAAAACUAUCAUGAUUGCCACCAUUUCACCUGCUGAUGUCAAUUAUGGAGAAACCCUAAGUACUCUUCGCUAUGCAAAUAGAGCCAAAAAUAUCAUCAACAAGCCUACCAUUAAUGAGGACGCCAACGUGAAACUCAUCCGUGAGCUUCGAGCUGAAAUAGCCAGACUGAAAACGCUGCUUGCUCAAGGGAAUCAGAUCGCCCUUUUAGACUCCCCCACAGCCUUAAGUAUGGAGGAAAAACUUCAGCAGAAUGAAGCAAGAGUUCAAGAAUUGACCAAAGAAUGGACAAAUAAAUGGAAUGAAACCCAAAAUAUUUUGAAAGAACAAACCCUAGCCCUUAGGAAAGAAGGGAUUGGUGUUGUUUUGGAUUCUGAACUGCCUCAUUUGAUUGGCAUUGAUGAUGACCUUCUGAGUACUGGAAUUAUUUUAUAUCACUUGAAGGAAGGUCAGACAUAUGUUGGUAGAGAAGAUGCUUCAACAGAACAAGAUAUUGUUCUUCAUGGCCUUGACUUGGAGAGUGAGCACUGUAUCUUUGAAAAUGUCGGGGGGACGGUGACUCUGAUACCCCUGAGUGGGUCUCAGUGUUCUGUGAAUGGUAUUCAGAUCAUGGAGGCUACACACCUAAAUCAAGGUGCUGUGAUACUCUUAGGAAGAACCAAUAUGUUUCGUUUUAACCACCCAAAGGAGGCUGCCAAGCUCAGGGAGAAGAGGAAGAGUGGCCUUCUGUCCUCCUUCAGCUUGUCCAUGACUGACCUCUCGAAGUCCUGUGAGAACCUCUCCGCUGUCAUGUUAUACAAUCCAGGUCUUUUCCCUAUAAAAGGACCCAUCUGUCUAAGACUUGAAUUUGAGCGGCAACAGCGUGAAGAACUUGAAAAAUUAGAAAGUAAAAGGAAACUCAUAGAAGAAAUGGAGGAAAAGCAAAAAUCAGAUAAGGCAGAACUAGAGCGGAUGCAGCAAGAGGUGGAGAGUCAGCGCAAGGAGACAGAAAUUGUCCAGCUCCAGAUCCGCAAGCAGGAGGAGAGCCUCAAACGCCGCAGCUUCCACAUUGAAAGCAGGCUGAAGGAUCUGCUCGCAGAGAAAGAGAAAUUUGAAGAGGAAAGACUGAGGGAGCAGCAGGAAAUUGAACUGCAGAAGAGAAAACAAGAAGAAGAGAGUUUUCUCCGGGUCAAAGAAGAACUGCAGCGGCUCCAGGAACUCAACAACAAUGAGAAGGCUGAGAAGAUCCAGAUAUUUCAAGAACUGGACCGGCUCAAAAGGGAAAAGGAUGAGCAAUAUGCCAAGCUUGAACUGGAGAAAAAGCGGCUAGAGGAGCAAGAAAAGGAGCAGGUCAUGCUGGUGGCCCAUCUCGAAGAGCAGCUCCGGGAGAAGCAGGAGAUGAUCCGGCUCCUCCGGCGAGGGGAGGUACAGCGGGUGGAAGAGGAGAGGAGAGACCUGGAAGGCAUCCGGGAGUCCCUUCUGCGGGUGAAGGAAGCCCGUGCUGAGGGUGAUGACGAUGGUGGGGAGUUAGAAAGGGCUCAGCUACAUUUCUUAGAGUUCAAGAGGAGGCAGCUGGUCAAGCUAGCCAACCUGGAGAAGGACCUGGUGCAGCAGAAGGACCUCCUGAAGAAAGAAGUUGAAGAAGAACAGGAAAUCCUAGAGCGUUUAAAAACUGAGAGUGAAGAAGAAUUUAGGUUGUUGGAAAAAAAUGAUGAUAGUGUCAUGUAUGUUACCCAGGUCACUCAAGACUUAGAGAAAAUAAAGCCAGCAGAGUACAGGCUGCAAUAUAAAGAACGCCAGCUCCAGUACCUCCUGCAGAAUCAUUUGCCAACUCUGUUAGAAGAAAAGCAGAGAGCAUUUGAAAUCCUUGAUAGAGGCCCUCUUGGCCUAGACAACACUCUUUACCAAGUAGAAAAAGAAAUGGAAGAAAAAGAAGAACAGCUUGCACAGUACCAAGCCAAUGCAAGCCAGCUGCAGAAGCUUCAAGCCACCUUUGAAUUCACUGCCAACAUUGCACGGCAGGAAGAAAAAGUGAGAAAAAAGGAAAAGGAGAUUCUAGAAUCCCGAGAGAAGCAGCAGAGGGAGGCUCUGGAGCUGGCUGUAGCCCGGCUAGAGAGGAGGCAUUCAGCCCUGCAGAGGCGCUCCACCCUGGGCCUGGAGAUCGAAGAGCAGAGGCAGAAGCUGGCCACUUUGAACAGCAGCAGCAGUGAGCAGUCAGGGCUGCAGGCCAGCCUAGAAGCUGAGCAGGAGGCCCUGGAGAAGGACCGGGAGAGGUUGGAACAUGAAAUCCAGCAGUUGAAGCAGAAGAUCUGUGAGGUCGAUGGAGUUCAAAAUGGGCAUUUUGGUACCUUGGAGGGAAAAGCUGCUUCUUCCAGCUUGUCGUCUAAUGCUGAAAAAUCUCACCUGGUUCCUCUGAUGGAUGCCAGGGUCAAUGCUUACAUUGAAGAAGAAGUCCAAAGGCGUCUUCAGGUUUUGCAUCGUGUGACUGGUAACAAUAGCAACAUGUCUGCAGUUAUGACGAAGAAUAAUGAGAAACUUCACAAUGGUACCAUUCAACGUAAGCUAAAAUACGAGAAAAGGUGUCUUACCCCGCUGCUGCCCAAAGAUGUCACUGACACGUCCAACAGAGAGGAGAGGAGGGAGGUGGAUCAGAACAACCGCCAGAGAGAUCCUGUGGCUGGGAGUAUCUCAGGCCCUACAACCUUCUCUCCAACAUCAGGAGAGAGAACUUGCCAGCGAAUGGAUCAGCCCUCAACACCUGAGGUGCUGCAGGACAGUGAUUGCAAGUAUAAUCAUCCUGAGUACACAGAUGGUUUUCAGUCAAAAUGUCUCAGUCUAUCUAAAAUCCCUCUUCUUAAUGAAAACAGCACCAGCAAUGCAAAACAUUUUCAGGUUAACUCAGAAAAUUUCAGUGAGCCAAUGACUCAUAAAAACGAACACAACUUGGGAAUCGAGUCCAGCUGGACUUUUCUGCAGCACACAUGCCAAGAAGUGUCUAUAAACAGUGGAAACAAACAGACCAGGAAAAGCAAGUUACUCUGCUAUGUUCUCUCUGAAAGUGUUUCUAGUGAGGAGAGCGCAUCUGCCAGCAUUUUUCAGAAUUCACCACCCUCAAAAUUUUGUCGUGAGCAGCACACUGAGAAAGAGUUAGCUUCUAAAAAACUUAGCUUUCCAGAGUCACUGAUAAAUAUCAAGACAGAAGGAAACAGUGGAUUGGGAUACUUUUACCACAGGUUUUCCAACCUUUAUAAAGAUACUAGCAGUCACCUGCUACAGGCUGGCACAAAGGUGAUCAGCCAUGCCAGGCACAUGGGGCACCUAUGGGACCCCAGUGGGCUCACCUCUCAAGUAAAAACAUUUAUCAGAAGACUGCCAUUUGUGAAACACUUACCGUUGGACAUGCCCUUGAAGUCACACUGGGUAUCACCAGAAUCUCAUUCUUUUCCUGCGGAAGAUCCGGUUGGCAGCAGCAACAGCCAGGAGGCAGGGGCUGGCAAGAGAGCAGAGGUGCCUUACAGAGUACCAGGCUCUACAGCUGCAGAGGUACCAGGUCCCUCACCGAGCUCAGUUGUCCACCUGGAAUGUGAAGAUGCUGGAAGGAUCUCUGCAUUUAAGCAGACCCUUGUGCAAUUCCCAGAUCAACUGCUGAAACUUCAAGAGUGCCCUUCAAAGGACUUUCUCGAGCAUAUGGCUUGUUUCUUACCAGAACUUUUGGGUGGCAUGCAUGAAGUCAAAGGUGUUUACUGGCUUGCUGUUGCUAACUGCACAGAACCUGACCCCCAUCCAGUGUGCUUGCUCCUGCUUCCUUCAACAUUGUUUGCUUUGGUCCUGUCAGAUAACCCCCCAAGCUCCAUGAGCAUUUUUCAUUCUCUACCUCUAUCUGAACUACAGGAGAUUGAAAUCGGCUUUGGUGGGCAGAGCAUUCGAUUCCUGGGCUCUGCAGAGAGUCUCCUGCUGACUGUAUUUAGUUAUAACAAGAACCUCUGUCAACAAAUAUGCCGAGACCUCCUAUGUGUCCUGAUGCCCGAGUCUGAUGCUACUGCCUACACUAGUCAUCCUUUGCUCCAGCAAGAUCUGGUGCAGCUGUCUCUUGACUGGAAAACAGAAAUCCCUGAUUUAGUUUUGUCAAACGGAGUUCGACUGUCAUCCAAAUUCCAGGAUACCAUGGUUGACAUGAUUUACUUUCUUCAUGCAAAUAUGGAAGUCAACAUCCCAUCUCUGGCAGAGGUUCAGUUGUUGCUCUACACGACAGUCAGAGUUGAAGAUGAUUCUGGCCAAGACUCCUGUCAGUCACUGGUUCUUCUGAACACUCAUGUUGCCCUUGUGAGGGAAGACCGAGUUUUCUAUCCACACAUUCGGUCUCUAAGCACACCUCCUCCACGAACACAGUUUGAUGUCAUCAAAUUUCGUGCUUUAAGUGAAUUCAGGUGCAUUAUUGUUCCAGAGAAGAAAACAUUACCAGCAGUCCAGCUUGUCUUCUUUCAAAAACAGGAAGUUCCAUCAGAUUCAAGAAAUAGUCUGUCUGAGCACUCUCCAGAAGCCCAGAAUGCCCAGACUUUCACCAGCUCAUUGUGUCUUCAGGGCAAUCAGAAUGUGGCCCCUGAGGUCUGGAAGCUGAUACUCAACUCUCAGGAUGAGGCUCUGUGGCUAAUCUCACAUUUGACAAGGCUCUAGGGAGGAAACUUAUGAAAACACUGCAUAUUUUUUUGAGAUCUAUAAUAAAAUGAACAUUAUGAAAGCAGUCAAGGACUAUGAAUAUCUCCAUAUAACGAAUUGAUUUGAAACUGGAAAAAUGCAGACCUCUAAAAUGAAAGAUGUAAAUAUAUUAAAUAUCUACAAUAAAAUAAAGUAGGUCAUAGCAGAGUACUUAUAAACUGUGCUUAUCACCACCUUGUUUUAUUUCUUGAACCUUACUUAGCCUUGUGAACUUGGGCCCACCUCAUUAUUUGUGAAGUGAUUAAAGCAUUUCUGAUUGUG
Messenger RNA from Phyllostomus hastatus (greater spear-nosed bat), 6063 nucleotides. RefSeq names its product kinesin family member 16B (gene KIF16B). The record is from RefSeq and is a predicted model, not a curated record. Bases 130 to 5760 code for a protein of 1876 amino acids. Gene Ontology annotation, biological process: microtubule-based movement. Gene Ontology annotation, molecular function: ATP binding; microtubule motor activity; microtubule binding. Lineage: Eukaryota; Metazoa; Chordata; Mammalia; Chiroptera; Phyllostomidae. The transcript has 24 exons.